Messenger RNA from Daphnia pulex (common water flea), 1375 nucleotides. Its product is annotated as ceramide synthase 6-like. Gene Ontology annotation, cellular component: membrane. Gene Ontology annotation, molecular function: sphingosine N-acyltransferase activity. The coding region runs from base 144 to 1169 and encodes 341 amino acids. The transcript is spliced from 6 exons. Gene Ontology annotation, biological process: ceramide biosynthetic process. NCBI's taxonomy places the organism in Eukaryota, Metazoa, Arthropoda, Branchiopoda, Diplostraca, Daphniidae. The record is from RefSeq and is a predicted model, not a curated record.
AGGCUACUAACAAAUGAUAAGUAAUGCAUGUUUCAUACUACACAAAUUAUACAGUGUAGUCCUAGGCUGCAACACAGUAUUUUUCUUUUUUGGAGUAGUUUUUUUUUAUAGAAUUUUUGAGCAAGUCUCAUCCUUGUCUUGAAAUGAUCUGGAUGCAGAAUGUUCUUGACAACAGUGAAGUUUACCCACAUGUAUCUCACCUUAUUUACCCAGUGUUUGUCUCAGUUUUCGUCACUGCCAUAAGGUCGUUAAUUGAAAGAUGCUUCUUUGAACCGCUGGGGAUAAGCAACGGCCUGAAAUCUUCCAAAUCUCCCAUAACAAAGAACGAUGCGUUAGAAGUAGCAUUCCUGAAUAGCGGACGGAAUGAACAUAAAAAUCGUUAUUGGAUUCAUAACCUGGCUAAACAAGUGAACUGGUCGGACGAUCAAGUAGAAAGAUGGAUGUGGUGUCGCUAUUAUGAAAAUCAGCCGACGGAGCUGAUGUAUUUUAAAGAAUGCGGUUGGCGCUUUACUUAUCACACUACUUUAUUCAUUAUCGGUGUGCUGGUGCUUUCGGAUAAAUCUUGGCUGUGGAAUAUAGAUGAAUGCUGGACGGAUUUUCCCAACCAGAGGAUCUCGGCGGAUGUUUGGUGGUACUACAUUAUUCACUUGAGCGUCUACAUGUCACACACUUGUAGCCAGCUUUUGAGCCGAAAGCGCAGUGAUUUUGUUGAAAUGUUUAUUCAUCACGUCGUUACAAUACUCCUAAUGACAUUAUCCUGGGUGAGCAAUACAGUCAGAAUCGGAACCUUAGUUCUAGUUGUUCAUGAUAGCGCCGACAUUUUCAUGGAAGCGGCACGUAUAGCAAAAUUUCUUAAAUAUCCACGGAUUUGCAAUUUAGGUUUUGGAUUAUUUUUCAUUAUUUGGAUCAUUUCUCGACUAGGGAUUUUCCCGUUUUACAUCCUAAAAAAUAUUUGGUUUGAUGCAGCUAUCGAUGUCUUAGGUUCUCCUGUCAUUGCUCUUCUAAUUUUAUUACUGUAUGUCUUGCUUGGACUUCACCUUUUUUGGACAUUUUUAAUUUUAAAAAUACUCUAUCAAUUCAUAAUUUCGGGAAAGAUAGCCGAUGAUUCUCGCAGUUUUUCAGCUGAUUUACCGAGUGAUGACGGGGAAUCCAAGAAAAAGACAAACUGACUCAGCUAAUUACAAGUUUUACAGCGGAUUCUAGUAAUGUAGGUUUGUACGGAAUACUUUAAAAUUCAAAGUAUUCAAUUGCCUAUAGAGUAGCAGGUGCAUGCAACUAAGUGCGCAGAAAUAUUUGCAACGUUGAAAUAAAUGAAAGCCUCCGUUGUAACAGGAACAGAUACAAAAAAAUACAUAGUGAGUGUAUUUUGAAAUGA